UUUCCGUGGGGCGACCUGGGAUUCUAAUUGUAACGCAAGCCGAACCAAGAAAUGGCUAACACGAAGAUCACAGCCUGCGUGCUCGUGGUCGUGGUCGCGUUUUUGUCGAGCGCCGAGGCAGCGAAUUACACGGUGGGAGGUUCUGGGGGAUGGAAGAUCCCUUCUAGCGCCGGCUCAUAUUCUGAUUGGGUGAGCCAACACACGUUCGAGGUCGGCGAUGUCCUAGUGUUCGAUUUCGAUUCAAGCACGCACGACGUUGCGGACGUGACGAAGGAGGACUACGACGCCUGCAACACCGACUCUCCGUUCACUGUCAUGUCCACUUCUCCGGCCGCUUACUCCCUCGACAGCGCCGGGGACUAUUACCUUCUCUGCACCUCCGCAGGCCAUUGCUCCCAGGGUCAGAAAUUAGCCGUCACCGUCGCCCAGUCUUCAAGCGGCCCGACCUCCAGCCCGCCGGGAUCCCUGGCACCGCCAACCCCCACCACCGGAGCGACCGCAUCACCGUCGAGUGUUGGCCAGUCUCUUGGUGUUGCGCCGCUAGUCCUGUUCGUGUCCAUCCUCAUGGGCAUGUUGUGCGAAGUCCGCCCCCACACAACGCAUCCAACAAAAAGCCUCCACGCUUUGAUACGAGGCGAUGAGGCCGACCGCGGAAUGGAAUCAUAUCCGAAUAUGGCAAUGGUGAGGCGCUCAGACGGUGUUGUUUUCGCGGCGGUGGUGGCGAUGGUGACUCUGCUGUGGGGAUCCGCCGCACAGCUGUUUGCGCCGCCUCCUGGACAUCCGAAAGGGCCGAUCACUUACACUGUCGGAGACACCAUGGGGUGGACUAAACCCGCAGGUGGCGCGGCCGUGUAUCAAGCUUGGGCUAGCAAUAAUUUAUUCGAGGUCGGAGACAUUUUAGUCUUCAACUUCAACAAUGGAGCGCACGACGUGGCUGAAGUCACGAAGGCGGCUUUCGACUCAUGCAACGGCGCCAACACCCUCUCUAUCUCCACCGUCCCACCGGGGAGGAUCACCCUCACCACCGCCGGCCAGCAUUUCUUCAUCUGUACCGUCCCAGGCCACUGCUCCUCAGGCCAAAAGGUCGCCAUCAACGUCACCGCCGCCGGCUCCUCUGCCACUCCCCCUCCGUCCUCCUCUGUCGCCCCGACCCCCAAGGCUGCCACUCCCUAUCCCUCCCUUGCCCCUCCGCCGACCUCCACCGCAGCCCCAACUCUGUCGCCCUCCGCCUCCACUCCAUCAUCCCCAGCCGCUACUCCGCGGACCAGCGCCGUGACUCCGGCACCUUCCACAGCGAGUCUUCCGCCUAAAGCGGCCAUUCCAUCGCCCUCCGCCACCCUGCCGCCCUCCAGCACGGCUGCUCCCCCAUCUUCAACCCCGGCUCCCUCGGUGGCGACAUCUCCGGCUGGAGUCGCGACUCCUCCAGUGCCAGGGAACUCGGCAGCAUCACUCGGCGUCGCCGGGGUUUCUGCAGCGAUUUGGAUCGCGGCCGUAGCUCUAUUUACUUUCCCGUGAUUGUCGCGGAGUCAAAUUUUUUUGGUCAUUAAUUUGGGUAUUAUGUUUUCAUUUCUCCGGUUGCGGAAGAUGAAAUGAUGAGGUGAAUCGUCGUGAUCUUGGAGUUCUCA
This is a messenger RNA of Rhodamnia argentea, 1625 nucleotides long. Its product is annotated as mucin-5B-like. Lineage: Eukaryota; Viridiplantae; Streptophyta; Magnoliopsida; Myrtales; Myrtaceae. Gene Ontology annotation, cellular component: plasma membrane. The record is from RefSeq and is a predicted model, not a curated record. Gene Ontology annotation, molecular function: electron transfer activity. The transcript has 5 exons. Bases 52 to 1515 code for a protein of 487 amino acids.